Acanthochromis polyacanthus (spiny chromis) is the source of this 3921-nucleotide messenger RNA. RefSeq names its product solute carrier family 35 member E2A-like. The transcript is spliced from 9 exons. NCBI's taxonomy places the organism in Eukaryota, Metazoa, Chordata, Actinopteri, Pomacentridae. Gene Ontology annotation, cellular component: Golgi apparatus. Gene Ontology annotation, molecular function: antiporter activity. The record is from RefSeq and is a predicted model, not a curated record. Bases 547 to 1722 code for a protein of 391 amino acids.
AUGAGGCUGGAGUUGAAUGGCCUAACAGAGGUUUUAAUUUGAAGGCUGCUCCUUUUGUGUGUGUUUGGGGUAACUUGACGCUGCGCAUUGAUCGCUAGCAGCCACGUCUCACAGUGAGCUGUGCGGCGAUGUGAGCCCGUCAGAUAGCUUCGUGUUUGUUCAUAGGGCUGCUCGUAUUAAACACUGUGCUUUGUACUGGUGUGUGUGUGAGUGACAGAGCUCCUCAGGACUCCUUCACCUCCCAUCAUGCUGCAGCCUACAGCAGCUAGCUAACGCCAAUGUGCAACUUCCUCCUUCCAUAAAGUCCGCUGAGCAGCUGCUCCGGGUGUUUCCCAGUCUGAACAGAGACAGCCGGAGUCACACAGAGCUCCUGGACAGGUGACAUCAGUACAUGAUCUGCUCCGGGUAGCCACUGCAAGACAAAAAGACAGAUUUUUGCUGGGCUCAGAAGAAGAUGGACUGACCAUCAAAACAGUCUUCAACUCAUCAUCUCCCUUCUUGUCACUUGCCUGUUGGGCCCCUGAGGGCCCUCAGGCAGCAGGCGUGAUGCCAGGCAGCAGGCAGACCGCUCACCACCCACUAUGGCGUCUCCUGUCACCGUUCCGUACCCGGCAGGAGCGGGUGGUCCUGGCCCGCAGUGAGAGCCUGCCAGGGGAGCAGGUGCUGAAGAUCACGGUCACAGAGACCACGGUGAUCGAGGCAGAGUCUGGGGUCUGGAACUGGCGCUCCCUGAUCUACCUGGGCCUCUGGUACUUCUUCAGCUUCUGCACUCUGUUCCUCAACAAAUACAUCUUAUCGCUGCUGGAGGGGGAACCCAGCAUGCUGGGUGCUGUUCAGAUGCUCUCCACCACCGUCAUCGGCUGUCUGAAGAUGUUUGUCCCCUGUUGCCUGUAUCAGCACAAGUCCAGAUCAGAAUAUCCCCCCAACUUUAUCAUGAUCAUGCUGUUUGUUGGACUCAUGAGGUUCACCACUGUGGUUCUGGGCUUAGUGAGUCUGAAGAAUGUUGCAGUGUCGUUCGCUGAGACAGUGAAGAGCUCAGCACCCAUUUUUACCGUCAUCAUGUCCAGGCUGAUCCUUGGGGAAUACACAGGGCUGUGGGUAAACCUGUCCCUGUUCCCAGUCAUGGCUGGCCUGGCCCUCUGCACAGCCACUGAGAUCAGCUUCAACAUGCUUGGCUUCUCUGCAGCACUCUCCACCAACAUCAUGGACUGCUUGCAGAACGUAUUCUCCAAAAAACUGCUAAGUGGAGACACAUACAGAUUCAGUCCUCCAGAGUUGCAGUUCUAUACCAGUGCCGCAGCAAUCAUUAUGCUUAUACCUGCCUGGGUGUUCCUCUUGGACAUUCCAGUGACUGGGAAGAGUGGACAGAGCUUCAUCUUAAGUCAAGACAUUAUCUUGUUGCUGCUUUUCGAUGGUUGCCUGUUUCACCUGCAGAGUGUCACUGCCUAUGCUCUCAUGGGACGGAUAUCCCCUGUUACCUUCAGUGUUGCCAGUACUGUUAAGCACGCCCUGUCUGUGUGGCUGAGUAUCAUCGUGUUCAGCAACCAAAUCACAAUCCUCAGUGCCGCCGGCACCGUCCUCGUCUUCAUCGGAGUCUUCUUGUACAACAAGGCCAGGCAGAUCCAGAGGGAAACCUUGCAGGCUAUGGCUGCCGAGCAGAGAAGCGAGAAUCAGAAACCACUACUGCAGGAUGAGGACUUCCAGGCCUCUGAUUCUCGCUAGAGACUCAGCGCUAGAGGCUGCAAUGCUGCCGGAAAUGACGUGAAGGUAUUGAGAAAGUCCACACACUGACUCGAUGACCACUCAAAGUACACUUGAUCCUUACUUGUCUUGUGUUGGUCUGUUUAAAAGGAGAAGCUCAGGGCAUCUGUCACAUUUUUUUUAAGGAAGUGACUUAACAUUUGCAUUCCAGAGUAUGCUGGUUUCUCUUAUCUGUGGUACAGCAGCUACUAAGUGUAUUGUGUCUGAAAAUCAUUGACGUUGUAGGUUUUUAAAUUUUGUUAUGGUGUAAUUCAAAGUAAAUGUAUCUUAAUUACAUCUCAAUAUAAGAUGUAAGUAGGGCACCGGUGUCUGAGAUUUGAGGCCUUUUUUGAGGCUUGUCCAGGCCAAGCUUAGACUGGCCGUUUGACACAUUUAAAGCAUUUGAAAACCACAUACUGCAUUCUGGGAAUGCUCUUCCUCUAUCAUGUUGUAUUUUUGUUUGUCUUUGUAAACUGACUGCUCCAUAAUGCAUGCUGGGAUACCAGCCCUAUCCACCUAAACAGAUGGACGUAGAGAAGGAAUAAAUGAACAAGCUGCUGUUUGUUACACAUGUGUACUUUAAAAAAAAAAACUGUCACAACUUAGGCUUUAGUUUUGUAGCUCAGCCCUCUGGCACUGUAAGAUUACAUCCAGUGGUCAGACGAUCACAUGGGUUUUAGAUGAAGCCCAAGUUUGUAAAAUAAGGAUAAAGAAACAGAAUGAACUCUCUGUAUUUUGGUGAAAUUCUUAAAUGAGACCUGUAGAAUAAAGUCAUUUUGAGUAAAUAUCAUGGUUUUACACUUAGAUUUAGUGAAGUUUUCUGACCUAAUGGCAAAUCACUGAUGAAAAGUUCAGAUUGCUAGAAUGCUGAAAAUACAAUAAUUCCUUCGGUUUUAACAUUUUCUAGCUCUGACAAAUGUGUCCUUUCUUUUUUUUUUUUUUUUUUGAAAACCCACUUCUCAAACAUGUUGGUGUGAUUUAGGGUUCGGAGGGUUAAUACACAAAUGAACUGCUGUAAACAGCCGCAGUUUCCAAAUCAAAUUCCAGGUUCGCCUUUGACCUGCUGUACUCACUGCAGUUCUUUGAGCUUGCAAAUGCUUUAAUGAUUCUAAAACUGUUGGGUUUUUCAACAAAUAACGUGUUAACUUGUGUAGCUAACUGUUCACUCAUUUGCAGGUGGUCUGAUUGUCUGACUGCCUGUUUCUUGGACCCAUUUUUGCAGAGUUGUGAUACUCCACUAUCUCAGUUGUAUAUCUGUCAUUGAAAACAAGAUCAGUUGCCCAAAAACAAAAACAAAGCCUAAGUUGUAAUAAGCUUGUACAAACUUGCUCUAAUGUAGGUUCCAACUUAAACUUUGAAACCUACAUACAUUCAUGAUCAGUGAGAUGUUUGAUGCUUAAACCUCCAUUCAUUCCUGCUCACAUGAGCUGUUUGAGGAUAAGUGUUUCCUGUUCUGUCCUCACUGAGUCUCAUUUCAACUUCUGUGGUGAAAGUGAAACUUCUUCCACUUCUUCCUACAUUAAAAUGAACCACAUUGCCAAAAACAGCUGCAUGGUGCCAAUUAUUGAACAUACAUAUUAACCUUGUUCUGACCAUACAGCUUCAGUUACACUGCUUCUAGUCUCUACCUGUACUGAAUCAGUGACUGACAAAGUCCAUCAGUGGUCUGAUAGGACAUGUUUAUGUUAAUCAUUGUCAAUGUAACUGUCAGCUGUCAGUUCAUUAUUUGGAAAGCAUUUUAUUAAUGCUCUGUUUUUGCUGCAGUUUUUGUGCCUCAAGAAGCAGUUUUUUUCUUUGGCAACAUGUAUUGUACCACAGUUGUGACCACAGAGGCUGAACAUAGGAGUUGACUGACUUUAACUUUUUUUUUUUUACAUUUAUUAACAUUUUCAUUCUGCUUGACUGAUUCCUAUUGCUGUUUGAGAAUUUAUAUCUCAACAUGUGCUAAUUAAAAAAAUACAAGUGUACAUCAUGAUUUAGCAUCAAUACUAGAACAACGGAUCUUUUUAUACUGAUCUUCCACGUCCUUAAAAUGCACCUUCUGUUUAAAGGCUCAUAAGUGUUGAGGUAAUUAUGAACUGUAUGUUUGGGAAUGUGCAAAUCAAAGAUGUAAAAAUAUUAGUGUGGAUGUGAUGUUUGGUGGACACUGUGCACAUAUUAAAAUGUUUUGUCUUCAGCGUA